AUGUUUAUUUAAACACGAGUUGGUGCUUAUGUCUUCGUGAUUAUGUAAACUCGUUGUAAUACUCCAAGAAAAACUCAGAAAAACACAGAAGCAGAUUAACGAACUUUAAAUUGCAUGUACGUGCUGGCUUACAGCACCGCGUGCAUGUUUGCUUAACGAUUUUUCUUUCGCAGGCAAGAAUAUCGUUCGCUCGCUAAUUCUAUGCACGAUCGUGAUAACAACGUCGCGCUUAUCGCCGGCUUAUGCGCAGACGUUUAACUUAAUGAAGGAAAUCAACGUGAAUGCCUUCGUGAAUUGCGAGCACGUGCAACAAUUAUUCAGCCUGGAUCGUUCAAUGUUCGAUUUGGGCUCGGUGCUGCACAAGUGCUGGCACCAUGGAACCACGCUCGACGAAAUUAACGGCGGACUCGAAUCAAAAGUCAAUCGUCCCGACAUCGAGAAUUAUGAAUUCCAAGAUCUGCACUUGCCUUGCGAUGAGGUUUUCAGGGCGAACCUAACGAGGCUUAGUACCAGUCUGUUGCAGGAUUUUAUUGGCUGCCGAGGCUCCGAGGCACUUGCAAUUCCUAGUCGAAAAAGCAUUGAAAGCCGAUUCGGAGAUAUUGUCGAGGUCUAUCAGAAUGGCAAUAUGUCGGUGACGAUCGACGAGGGGACGCUGGUAAGUUGUGCCAACUUCUCAAAGAGAGUCAGCUCCCUUUGUCUACAAUACGGCUUAACGGAAGACCAAUGGUCAAGGGGAUUUCUCCGGUAUAACUAUCCGGACAAAUGGGUUGUAGAGGAGAGCGUCCAUGAGAUGAGCUUGACGUGCGAUCAGGUGUUCAGGACUAAAUUGUAUCUGACAGUGUACGAAGAGCCGACGGAGAUGUUCAUCAAGUGCCAAAAGUCCAUGUCAAUUGAGCCAGAAGUUCGUGAUGUCUUUGAGAAAAAAUAUGCUCAAGAACUGCAGAAGUUGAGAGAGCAAAUCAGUCCGGACGAGCCUGGCGUCGACCUGAGAGGCUUCGUCAGCUGCCGGCACCUGCAGCCGGUGUCGAUUGGCGGUGUCGAGAUGUCGGCGUCUCAAAAGGCGACCAACGUCUGUCGCGCAGUGGGCCUCACCUACGAGGAGCUGCAGAACGGAACGACGUGGAGAGCCGAUAUUACGAGAGAUGAGGGGUCAAAGGGUCGUGAACUCGUCAAGCUCUACCUCGACUGCGACAGUGUCUUCGACGAGGGCCUAAGGAGCUUCACGAGCGCCCUCCUCAACGACUACGAAUCCUGCAGGGCUGCCGACAAAGUGUCCCUUCAGGGUAGAAGAGUCCUAUGGAGGAGAUUCUCCCAAAUCUUCGAACUCUUUGCCAGUAAGUUAUUGGCACCUCUCGCCAAGCACUCGGAUCAAUUGGUGCGCUGCACCGACUUCAAGGACGAACUCGUGGAUCUCUGCCGUAGACGGGGCUCGAGCCUGGCCCAGGAGCUCCGUGGUUUCGGGAGCCUCGCCCGAAGCUUCGGCGACAAAUGGCUAAACACCGAGGAGCUCGACAAGCUCUACCUCAGCUGCGAGGAGUUGCUCGACGAGGCGCAUGCGCGAUACGUGCAGCGGCUACCUAUCGAUCAGUACAUGCAGUGCAGGUGGAUCGAGGGACUGUCAGACCCGAGAAAGGCCCUCAUCGACAAGAGCAUCGCCAGGCUUUACGAGCGCAAGCAUGGACAAAACGCGACGAGAUAUAAGGGAGACGCUGAUGUUGAGAUAUCGUCGGUUAUAUUGUUCGAUCAGGCUGAGGAUCGCGCAAGACCUUAGUUUCGUUGCUGGCACUGGGCUAUUAUUAAUAAUAAUGUCGGAGAGGCGAAUUGAGCAUAGUUGACGCCGAGAUAUGCCGCUCUAGUGGUGGAAUUAUGUACACGAUCGUUCGAUCAAUAAAGCCAAUAUGGCCAAUACAGAUUGGAAAAUUCAACGUCCGAUUAUCGUAGACGACUUUUUCUCUUUUUUUCUUUUACAAAAUUCAAUAUUACGAAAUAUCUCUUAUUAUAUUUUUUCAUACUUUGGAUUUGUUAAAUGUUGCCGAGUGCUUUGAUAUUCAAACUGUCGAUUACAAACAAUUUGCUUAAAUACGCAUUUAAAAUCACGUGACGAGCCUUGAUUAACGAAAGUUUUUAAACAAUACACAGCACAAAUAGAUAGUAAAUUGCAUGAAAAUGCAAUGAAAAUAUUUUUGAU
Molecule: messenger RNA, 2188 nt
Organism: Ceratosolen solmsi marchali
Lineage: Eukaryota; Metazoa; Arthropoda; Insecta; Hymenoptera; Agaonidae
Exons: 4
Coding region: 263-1771 (502 amino acids)
Source: RefSeq, a predicted model, not a curated record